Molecule: messenger RNA, 4480 nt
Organism: Loxodonta africana (African savanna elephant)
Lineage: Eukaryota; Metazoa; Chordata; Mammalia; Proboscidea; Elephantidae
Gene: COQ5
Product: coenzyme Q5, methyltransferase
Exons: 7
Coding region: 22-1005 (327 amino acids)
Biological process (GO): ubiquinone biosynthetic process
Molecular function (GO): methyltransferase activity
Source: RefSeq, a predicted model, not a curated record
UGUUGUCACCCGACUACCAAGAUGGCGGCCCCCAGUAGCUGCCUUUUAUGGAACUACUGCGGCCGUGGGUGGUCGCCGGCGAUGCUGUUCUGCCGGCUCCCCGGGCUUCGUAGCUCCUGGCCCGGGGGCCCGCUGGGUGCGCGGCUCUUGUCCCACGAGAAGCAGUCGACAGAAACGCACUUCGGGUUUGAAACGGUGUCGGAGGAGGAAAAGGGAGGCAAAGUCUACCAUGUGUUUGAAAGCGUGGCCAAGAAGUAUGAUGUGAUGAAUGAUAUGAUGAGUCUUGGUAUCCAUCGUGUUUGGAAGGAUUUGCUGCUCAGGAAGAUGCACCCGUUUCCUGGGACCCAGCUGCUCGACGUUGCUGGAGGCACAGGUGAUAUUGCAUUCCGGUUCCUUAAUUAUAUUCAGGCUCAGCAUCAGAGGAAGCAGAAGAGGCAGUUGAGAGCCCAACAGACAUUAUCCUGGGAAGAAAUUGCCAAAAAGUAUCACAGUGAAGAGGACUCCUUGGGUGGCUCCCAUGUCAUGGUCUGUGACAUCAACAAAGAGAUGCUCAAAGUUGGAAAGCAGAAAGCACGUGCUCAAGGAUACAAAGCUGGACUUGCUUGGGUAUUGGGAGAUGCUGAAGAACUGCCCUUUGGUGAUGACAAGUUCGAUGUUUACUCCAUUGCCUUUGGGAUCCGGAAUGUAACACACAUUGAUCUGGCACUCCAGGAAGCCCAUCGUGUCCUGAAACCAGGAGGACGGUUUCUCUGUCUGGAGUUUAGCCAAGUGAACAAUCCCCUCGUAUCCAGGCUUUAUGAUCUGUAUAGCUUCCAGGUCAUUCCUGUCAUGGGAGAGGUCAUUGCAGGAGACUGGAAGUCCUACCAGUACCUUGUAGAGAGUAUCCGAAGGUUCCCACCUCAGGAGGAGUUCAAGGAGAUGAUAGAAGAUGCAGGUUUUCAGAAGGUGACGUAUGAAAGUCUAACAUCAGGAAUCGUGGCCAUUCAUUCUGGCUUCAAACUGUAACUCCUUACUGAUCCUGUCGAAAGCCUGAAACUGCGGGAUAAUCUGGCUGAGGCGGCCAGCAGCAACACAUCCCCUCUUAAGGAUGUGUGCCUUGAACUCGUGUUCUGAGUGACCAGUCUCAAAGUGAAAGAAAUCAAUUUCUGUCACUUUAUCAUAGCUUUCAUCAGGAACUGUUUCAGACCUUCUCCCCGGGAUAUUUGGUCUGUUUUUUUGCUCAACUCCUGCUAACUUUUCUUGGCUGUGCAGUGUGUGGUUGAGGCAAAACCAGCACUGAAGCUCAGGCUUGAGGUGUAUUUGUAGCUUGUCAGUGCUGCCUUCCAGGGAGAUAAAAGAUCAUUUGAAAUCGAUGAUGAUUUGAACGAGAAAACUUCCUAACUGUACCUGAGUUAACCUUUCAUCCUAGGACUGAAUCUGGGGCCAAAAGUGAAGGCCCAAAUCAGAGGGCUAGCAAUAACUACUAAAACUGUGCUGAACCAGUAAAUGAGUUUACAGUUUGUGCGGUAUUUAUCCUUUUUCCUUGGGAAGGGAGUGGGGGAAAUAUUCUCUCAGUUCUCUUCAGCCAAAAGACGUUUGUAUCCUCAGUGCCUAUCAUAAGGAAAACAACUCACUAAAUACUUGAAAAAAAAAAAUGGACCAGCAAACUCCUGCUUUCCUGUCUUCUAUAGGGAAUUCUUAGUCAGAAAAUAUUUGAAGGGUUUCAUACCAAAAAAAAGUUUGCAACUGGCCUAACCACCUCCAGUUACUUGCGCAGAGCUCGUUUCUUAUUUAAUACAGUCCACUCUUUGAUGUUAAAAUGAAGCCAUAAAUAUUUGGAGAACAGAUAAAAUCUAAUGUCUUGGGGAGGUCUUGCUAAGAAAUUGCAGAAGUCUAGCAGUUUGUCACUUGUGGAUAACUUAGUUCAGGGCUACUUGAAAAAGCUUCUGAUAUGGUGCUUCCUGGCCUAGCACAGUAGUUUUUUAUGUACUGUCAGUCACUGAAAAGCUUCAAUACACAGUCAUUUAUAUAUAACCUACCUUGAAGAACAGCAGCUAAGUGCAUUUGACCAAAUACUAAACCUUAGAAAAACUUUUAGCUUACAUCUUUUCUUCAGCCAGCUGGAGCCUAUUGGCCUUUAUAAUUAGUAGGAAGGAGCAGGCACUGAAAGUAACUUCGUAAACCAUCAGCCCAGUCCUAUCUCCAUGGUAACAUGGUCUUCUCACAUCUGAAUCAAAAAAUAAAAUAGUUAAAGGCUGCCUCUUCUGACAGUAGACAUGGGCCGGAUUAAAUUAGAACCCCUAAUGUCGAGCUGUCUGAACUUGAUCACCUCUAGGUCUGUGCUGGGGACAGAUCAAUUUGGAAUAGGGCUAACUGUGGAUAAGGCUGAUACAGCUUAGGAAUGCAAAUAAGUUUCUGUUGGGCUUCAAAUAGAAAUAUGGCCACAUUACUAGAAAAGAAAAAGGUGAUAGAAAAAGAUGAACUAUGAUAACACAGUUACCAUAGGUAACCUGAAUCACCCCAAUCCAGCGAGGUCCCACAGUAUGUCACCUUUUCCUGCCAAGGCAGCAAAGAAACUCACCGCCCAUUUUAACUGCCACAGUAAACAAUAGAACAGGUAUUGCUCCUCUACCCUGAUACUUCCCAAGUCAGUCCUAAUGUGGCACAACUUCACUAGGACUUGUAAAACCCUAAGUUUUAAUAAACUUCAAAAGAUGGUACUGACCUAAUGCUGUUAAGGUGGAGCUCGUACGAGGGAGUCAUCACCUAUCACUUCAAAUCUGUAACUCUCUUCCGUGCAGAGGUAGCCUGACUGCUCAUAAAUCUCAACUGCACCUUACAGGUCUCAACAGAAGAUCUUAAAAAGCUCACCUGAACACUGAGACCAGCGGCACCUAGAAAUCCAGGAUGGUCCUUGCCAUUCCCCAACACAGGUGUGAGUUGCUUAAGCCUCUGGCUAUUUCCUCUAUAAGCCAACUCUGCCAUAUUUGGUUUUCUUCACAGGAAGACUAGACAUCCUAAAAUUGACAGCAGGGAACUGUUAAUGGUUAUUUACCCACAACUUUACGUCUUUUAAUAAAAGCAGGAGAAAGAUGUGGCAGUCCACUUCCAUUAAGAUUUACAGCCCUGGAAACCCUGUGGGGCAGUUCUACUGUCCUAUAGGGUCACUAUGAAUCGGAAUCAACGACAUAAAUGGGCUGGGUUGGGUUUGGUUUUUUAAUAAGAAAGCUUCAGUUCACAUCUGUGAAAUGGUUUCUAACCACAGCUAGUUAAAACACAGCACAGCAGGUUAACAUUUAAUUCCUGUAAAGACUUUAUUAGAAGCAUAUGGAAGGCUACUACUCAAAAAUGCUUUCAUUUUCAAUACCAAGGAUUCAAAUUGGUUGUAACCCGUUGAAUUUGCAUUUCCACCCAAUUCACUGAAUCAGAACCUACAUUUACCAAGCUCUCCAGGUGAUUCUUAUGUAUAAUAAAUUGAGAGCCACUGCUCUACUAGUUCUCAGAAUUGGUCCCUAACCAACAGCAUUAGCACUGCGCAGGUACCUGUUAGAAAUGCAAAUUCUCACCAGGCAUUCAAAGUGGUUCAAGGCCCUUUAAUACCACCUUCAAUCUUUAGAGCAUCCUUUGCGGGGAGGGUGAGUUGAACAGCACACAGCCCAACAAAGCAUCCCUAUUUCAAUUCUGAACUUACUUCCACUUUACACAUGUAAAAAGCUCAGCUAAAGUACUACCACUACACAUCCUCCACCACCACCUCGGAAUUAAGACCCAGAACAUUCUACACCAACACCUUUUAACAAAAUCAGCACUUAAGGAUAGUGUUUACCAGGUUAGGAGUAAAAUUUAAUACAAAUUUCUCUGCUGUGUUUCUCAACCUGUAUUUCUAUGUUGCAGAUGGGUGAGAGGUAAGUACUGAAUUAACUAUCUCACAGAAACUCACCUUAAGGACUCACCCCUGAUUAAAUGAUAGACCACCUUCAACCCUAGAUUAUUUGAACAAAUUGUAGCUAACACACACAUCUCCAACAAAUUUAUUGUUUUUCUGAAAGGAAUGGAUUGUGAGGAAAGAAAAAACAUAAGGCAGGGAAAAUAAGGAAUAGAAAAUAAAUACAAAUGUAAGCCGGUUUGCUAAUUGUUUUAUAACCACAACAAACUAGUACAGAGAAGGCCCUGUACAAAACUACACAACAAAGGUACAAAGAUGGAGGCGUUCCCUUCGCAAGGCUGAAGAUCUCAGUCUCUGGUAUUUGGAAUUUAGGCUGCAGUCCUUGUUUUUGGAUGGAUCACUGGGUGUGUGGGCUAGUCCAUGCUUUAACCAGAUUUGAACAGAAGAAUGGCCACUUGGCCCAGGUAGAAGUAGAUGAAGUGCUUAGUUUCAUGUGUCACGUAACUACCGAAGUUUCUCCCCACGAUGCAGUGCCAAGUGGGGUUGUACUUCUUGUCAAACUCCUGAAAUAGAAAAAAAAAAAAAAAUCAGAACGAACUGGAGGUCAGAGCUUCC